This is a messenger RNA of Diabrotica virgifera virgifera (western corn rootworm), 1156 nucleotides long. RefSeq names its product leukocyte receptor cluster member 1 homolog. Bases 257 to 1141 code for a protein of 294 amino acids. NCBI's taxonomy places the organism in Eukaryota, Metazoa, Arthropoda, Insecta, Coleoptera, Chrysomelidae. The transcript has 3 exons. The record is from RefSeq and is a predicted model, not a curated record.
CCAGUCAGUGCACAGUGCAUAUCAAAAGUUUCUAAAAAGAAAUUACGUUUUACCCCAUUUUAAAAAAGAAAUUACAUAGCAUUGAAGUUAAAUAUUAAUUAAAUGUUUGCCUGAGUGACGGCAGAAAAAAAUAUUAAAGACGAUUAAUCUUGUAAAAUGUUGAAGCAUAAGCAUAGUCCAAAAAAGUAGAAGACGAAAUAGGUUAUAUUAUUAUUAUCAUAUUUGUAAACAUUAAAAUUACAUAAAAUAAUUUACGAUGAAUAUAUUACCUAAAAAGAGGUGGCAUGUCCGUACUAAAGAAAAUAUCGCUAGAGUAAGAAGAGAUGAAGCAAAAGCUUUGGAAGAAGAAAAGGCUCGACAAGAUAGAGUAAAGCUAGCUGAAAGAGAGGCUAGAAGGGAACUGUUAUUGAACAGAAGUCGAUCUACAACUGGAUUCAAACCUGAUAUUGACAUAAAAGAAGACACAAAUGAUAACAAGCAUAUUAAUUUUUUUGAAGAGUUGGAAGAAGGCACUGCUGAGAUAAAACAUGUAAAUAAGGAACAUGAAAAAGAGAAGAAAGAAGAAAAAGAGAAGUAUGAAAAGCAGAUAGGGUAUCUGACAUAUUUAGGGCAAGAUACCAAUGAAGCUUUAGGCAAGAAAAGUUGGUAUAACAUUGCUCCUGAUAGAUCAGAUGUAAAGCAUGAAGUGAACUUAAAAACUAAAAUUAGGGAAGAUCCUUUGCAUAUGAUUAAGAAGUACAAUCUAGAAAGCGACAAAAAAGCAACACAUGAUAAUAUUCCAUCUACUAGUAGAACCGUGAAAGAAUCAGAUUCAAUUUGUAGACAAAUAUCAGUGUCGAAACAAACGAAGAAACAUAAACAUAAAAAACACAAAAAGCAUAAAAAACGCAAGUAUUCAACAUCGUCAGAAUCUUCGGAAGAUGAUACGGAACACAAAAUUGAGAAACAAAAAGAACUUGAAAUCUUGAGAAUUAAAAGAUUAAAGAGAGAAGCUGAAGAAAGAGAAAAGACAAAUGCAGUACUAUCAAAAUUAAAGAAGAAAGAUGUUGAACCUGCAGAUAAUAGCACUAAAGUUAAUAAUUUUAAGGCAAAAUACAAUUCACAAUUUAAUCCAUAUUUGGCAAAACAAAAUUAUACCUAAUAUAUUUAAAAAUUA